This is a messenger RNA of Aspergillus wentii DTO 134E9, 821 nucleotides long. Its product is annotated as seipin co-factor family protein. The record is from RefSeq and is a predicted model, not a curated record. The coding region runs from base 70 to 714 and encodes 214 amino acids. NCBI's taxonomy places the organism in Eukaryota, Fungi, Ascomycota, Eurotiomycetes, Eurotiales, Aspergillaceae. The transcript has a single exon.
UACUUCAUAGAAUUAAGCUGUAAUUGAAAAUCGACGUACUUCUCUUCAACCUCGCCAUACUCCGUCGAAAUGAUUCCCAGCGCCGUCAGCACCGCUCUGCCCACUGACGCAGUAAACGCAUUGCCAACAGGCGACAUCAACUCCGCCGCGGAACAGCAGACUGAAGAUGUGACAGCGGCAACAGCGCAUCUAACACACUCUGUGGUUCCAGGUGAAUUCCCCGAGGGAGACAAAGACAGCCCAGACCAAGACAUCCCCUCCUUCUCGUUCACAGAUUGGACGAAAGGCCUGGUCGUCAGAUGUAUGGAUAGCUUCGAGUCCGGCGUUGCCGGGCUAGUCGGUCGGAUACUCCCCCCUCCUCGACGGGUGCAAGUAUACGAGGCUGCGGUUUCUCGACCUAUCGCUACAACGUUCAUUACAUGCCAGCUUGUUUGCUGUGGGGUUCCGCUGCUGGUGUUUGUAGCGGGGGCGUUGGUUUUCGCUGCGGUGGCGAUACUGCUAUGGGCGCUGCUGUCGUUUCUUAUUCUUGGACCGAUCUUGCUGGUGUCGAGUUUGAUGGGGAUUUCUUUGUGGGGGUGGGGGUGGGUUUUGUAUGGGUUGGUCAAGUGGGUGGAUGAGCUGUUCUUGGGAGGGUUGAUUACGAGAUUCUGGCUGUCUCGAGUUCGGGCACAGGGUGAGGAAGGUGAAAAGCAAGAGGAGGCAUAUAAAGAGUAGGCUAGAAUUGCAUUAAAAGGAAUGAGGAAUCAUGAGAAUACUGUGAACUGGCUUGUCAUUGUACCUUGGAUAUAUCAUAAAAUAUGGAAUUCCCCGCAAGAACUGGC